UCCCACAAUUGAUGUUGAAUGCACUCAUGAAAAGCACCUGAAAUAGGUUGAGCACAAAACCCUACUGAAUCGGAGACCAUUCUAGUGGAAAAAUCCCCAAAAAGAAAGAGAGGUAGCAGCAAGAUUUGGAUUUUAUAAAUGGCUGUAUCAGGAGAUUUCAGGGUUUCUGCGGCUCUAAAUCCAUAUAAAUUCAAUCCCCUUCGCGCUCCACCGCAUUUUCCUCCUUCUAAGGUGGAGUACAAUGUGUUUGCUAAUGGCACAACUAGUGUUUGUCGGUCAGGAGUAGAUCACAACACUCGUCUUCACUCGAAACGUCCCCUUGGAAAUUUCGGAGAAUAUAAGCUCUCCCCAAAUUCCUUCAGCCAGGAGAUUGAGAGCUUCCUCCUCAACACAAUCAACAUGAACUUCUUCGACCGCCUAAACUUGGCAUGGAAGAUAAUGUUUCCAUCCCCUACAUCAAGAAGAAAUUCCAAUGCAAACAUUGCCAAGCAACGACUAAAGAUGAUUCUCUUCUCCGAUCGAUGUGCCGUCAGUGAUGAGGCGAAGCAGAAAAUAGUGACCAACGUGGUCAAUGCACUGUCUGAUUUCAUCGAGAUAGAAUCACAGGACAAAGUUCAACUCAGCGUGUCAACCGAUCCGGAUCUUGGCACCAUUUAUUCUGUCACGGUACCAGUGCGGCGGGUGAGAUCAGAGUAUCAGGUUGACGAUGAAACUGGAACAAUAUCGAACAUCGAGUACAAAGAUACCGGAGAAAGUACUGGUUCUGUCGAUGUUAAGUUUGAUUUCUAUAUUCCGAGUGACAAAUUCAGCGAUUUUAGCGUGUGAAAUUAGGUGGUGCUUGAGCUGGAGGGCUAACAAGAAAAAGAGAGAAAUAUAAGCAGUGUUUCUGGUUCUGUUGGCAUUGUUUUAAUCUUUUCUCUUCUUAUACACUACAGUUGGCUGUUCAGAUACAAUGUAACCACCAGAACAGGCUGGUAUUUUGUAUAUAUCUAUUAACUUCUUUCAGGUGGUGUAAA
This is a messenger RNA of Sesamum indicum (sesame), 1016 nucleotides long. Its product is annotated as cell division topological specificity factor homolog, chloroplastic. The record is from RefSeq and is a predicted model, not a curated record. Gene Ontology annotation, biological process: regulation of division septum assembly; chloroplast fission; cell division. Lineage: Eukaryota; Viridiplantae; Streptophyta; Magnoliopsida; Lamiales; Pedaliaceae.